AUGGAAAUGUCUGCUGUUGAUGGUGUUUGGCAAAGUGAUGAAUUAAUAUCUCAAGAUAUAAAACAAUCAUUAAUUUCAUGUGUAAAUAUUUUGGAGAAUGUACCAGAAAGUGAACAAGAUUGGCAUCCAGGAACAAAUAAACAAAUAUUAGAUUUAGUUCAUCCAUCUUUAUUUUGUUUUGUUCAUCAAAUGACAAGAGUUAUCAAUGAAAAAAAUCAUCUUAUCAAUAUCGAUGAUGCUCUCGAACAUAUUGGUCGUGGAGAAACAAUUGAUAUCAAUGUAAAUGCUUUAUCAUCAAAUUCAAAUAAUAAACGAAAAAAAUUAUCCGAAGAUUAUACUCGAUCGAAUACAAAUCAAUGGAUUCCAACUGAAUUCAAUGUUUCAAAAGAUGGUCAAGUUAAAAUCGAAUCAUAUAUCAAUAAUUUACAUCCAAUUCAACAUAAACAAUUAUAUCAACUCAUUGAAAAUAUUUGUCAAUGUUUUAUACCUUUAUUUAAUAAAGUUUUAACUGAUUUAAAUUAUAAUCAAAAUAAACCAAAUCGAAUUAUUGUUAAUCCUUACCGUUGGUAUGUCGAUAAAUCCUCAUCUGAUGAUAAUGAUGAUAAUGAUGAUGAUGAUCAUCAUCAUCUUCGAACAAUUAUACAACCUGAUGUUGGAGAAUUUCAGAUGCCACCAUCAACAAGUUCAAAUAUUGAUUUACGUGGGAGAAAAUUACAAAUUAUUGUUAAAUUAGCAAAUAUAGUAUUAACACCAUCAAAUCCAAAAUAUCCUGGUGGUGUUUGGCAUGUUGAAGGAAUGGAUAAUGAACAUAUUGUUGCUACAGGUAUCUUUUAUUAUUUUAAUUCGAAUAUAACACAAUCAAAUUUACAAUUUCGAACUGUUAUAAGUGAACCAGAUUAUGAACAAGAUGAUCGUUACGGUGUUAAUAGUGUUUAUGGUUUACAAGAUACACAUCCUUUAAAUCAACAAUUAGGUGAAAUAGUUACUCAAGAAAAUCGUUGUAUCGUUUUUCCAAAUAUUUAUCAACAUCGUGUUGCACCUUUUCAAUUGAAAGAUCCAACUCAAUCAGGUCAAAGAAAAAUCUUAGUCUUUUUCUUAGUUGAUCCAACGAUUCGAAUUUUAUCAACUGCUCAUAUUCCACCACAACAAUCUCAUUGGUAUAUUGAUCUUAUACGUUCUAUUCCUUUAUUUAAUCGAUUACCAUUAUUAGUCGUUAAUAAAAUUAUGAAUUAUGUUGAUUUUCCUAUGACGAUAAAUCAAGCAAAACAAUAUCGUGACAAAUUAAUGAAUGAAAGAAAAUAUUUUAUUUCACAAAAUAAUCAUUUACUCUUCGAAAGACCUUUUUCAUUAUGUGAACAUUGA
Molecule: messenger RNA, 1362 nt
Organism: Rotaria sordida
Lineage: Eukaryota; Metazoa; Rotifera; Eurotatoria; Philodinida; Philodinidae
Source: the annotation of a GenBank genome assembly